AGGAAGGGAAACUCUGCCUCGCACGUGGACUUGAACGACAAGUUGGGAAGCCUGCAGCGUGGACAGCGGCUCCCGUGCGUGUGUGGGUGCAUGAGCCCGGAGGAUGGAGCUGCUCACCUGGCUCAUUUUCCUGGCCCACUGGGCCGUCACCAGCGCUGAAUCAGGGCAGUUCUGGCACAUCUCUGACCUGCACCUGGACCCAGACUACAAGGUCUCGGAAGACCCCCUCCAGGUGUGCCCGUCAGCCGGCUCCCAGCAGGUGCCCGACGCGGGCCCCUGGGGAGACUACCUCUGCGACUCGCCCUGGGCCCUCAUCAACUCGUCCAUCUACGCCAUGAGGGACAUCGCGCCGGAGCCUGACUUCAUCCUGUGGACCGGUGACGACACACCCCACGUGCCGGACGAGCGCCUGGGUGAGGCGGCUGUGCUGAGAAUCGUGGAUCAGCUGACCACGCUCAUCAGACAGGUCUUUCCAGAUACGAAAGUCUACGCUGCUUUGGGGAAUCACGACUUUCACCCCAAAAACCAGUUUCCAGCCGGGAGCAACGAGAUCUACAAUCAGGUGGCCGAGCUAUGGAGCCCCUGGCUCAGCAACCAGUCCAUCACUCUCUUCCGAAAAGGUGCCUUCUACUCGGAGAAGCUGCCGCGAGCGGGCAGCGCUGGGCAGGUGGUGGUUCUCAACACCAACCUCUACUACAGCGACAACCGGCAGACGGCCGGCAUGGCGGACCCCGGCCAGCAGUUCCAGUGGCUGGAGGCGGUGCUGACAAACGCAGCCCAAGCCGGGGAGAUGGUGUACAUCAUUGGCCACGUUCCCCCGGGGUUCUUUGAGAAGACACGGGACAAGCCGUGGUUCCGGGCCAGCUUCAACGAGCAGUACCUGGAGCUGGUCCGGAAGCACCACCGCGUCAUCGCCGGGCAGUUCUUUGGGCACCACCACACCGACAGCUUCCGGAUGUUCUAUGACGACGCAGGCACCCCCAUCAGCGUCAUGUUCCUCGCACCUGGAGUCACUCCGUGGAAAACCACAUUGCCUGGAGUGGUCAACGGCGCCAACAAUCCCGGCAUCCGGGUGUUCGAGUACGACCGAGCCACGCUGCGCCUACAGGACAUGGUGACCUACUUCCUGAACCUGAGCCUGGCCAACAAGCAGGGGCAGCCGCGCUGGGGGCUGGAGUACCGGCUGACCGAGGCCUACAGAGUGCCCGACGCCAGCGCCCGCUCCAUGCACAGCGUCCUGGACCACAUCGCCAGUGACCAGGACAUGCGGCAGCGCUACUACCUCUACAACUCGGUCAGCUACGACGAUCGGCCCUGCGACGAAGCCUGCCGCGCCGAGCACGUGUGUGCCAUAAGGCACGUGGCCUUCGAGGCCUACAGCGCCUGCCUGCGCGCCGCCGCAGGAGCUGCGCCCGCGCCCGCGCUCUCGCGCCUGUGGGCCGCGCUGCUGGGCCUGCGCUUGCUCGCUCUUCGGUGA
This is a messenger RNA of Lepus europaeus (European hare), 1477 nucleotides long. RefSeq names its product sphingomyelin phosphodiesterase acid like 3B (gene SMPDL3B). The record is from RefSeq and is a predicted model, not a curated record. The coding region runs from base 104 to 1477 and encodes 457 amino acids. The transcript has 8 exons. Gene Ontology annotation, biological process: sphingomyelin catabolic process. NCBI's taxonomy places the organism in Eukaryota, Metazoa, Chordata, Mammalia, Lagomorpha, Leporidae. Gene Ontology annotation, molecular function: sphingomyelin phosphodiesterase activity.